AAAUAAGCCUAUGUCAGACCAGUUAUUUAUUGAGUCUUGAUCCAACCCAUAAACGUAGCGGUCUGGGGUCCGUUCGGUUCAGUUCCCACCCUAAAGCUAAUAAUUUCCGUCUUGUUGGAGAAGAGUUCUAUGAUUCCUCUGGGAAUAGGAACCCAGGAAAGAGAGGGGUGAGCUCUCUCUCUCUCUCGAUUGCCGCUGCAAAAUCUCUCUCGAUUGCCUAUCGAUUGUCGCUGCCAAAAUAUCUCUCUCUCACAAGAGGCGCAGAUCUUACUCAUGGCUACGCCCUCUUCGUCUGAAGACGACGACGACGCGCAACCUCAAGAGGCCUCCGAUUCUCAAGCAGAGAGUGGCGAUGCCGCAGAAGAAGGAGAAGGAGAAGGAGAAGGGGAAGGGGAAGGAGAAGAAGUAGAAGAAGAAGAGGAGGAGGAGGAAGAAGUAGAAGUAGAAGAAGAAGAGGAGGAGGUGGAAGAAGUAGAAGAAGAAGAAGAGGAGGAGGAAGAAGAAGUAGAAGAAGAAAGAGGAGGGGGAGGAGGAGGAGAAGAAGAAAGAGAAGAGGGCAAUAAUGAAGGAGGAGAGGAAGGGGAAGAAGAAGAAGAAGAGGAAGAGGAAGAAGAAGAAGGAGAAGAGGGCAAUAAUGAAGGAGGAGAGGAAGGGGAAGAAGAAGAAGAAAUAGAAGAGGGCAAUAAUAAAGGAGGAGAGGAAGGGGAAGAAGAAGAAAGAGAAGAGGGCAACAAUGAAGGAGGAGAGGAAGAGGAAGAGGAAGAAGAAGAAGAAGAGGGAGCAGAUUCUUUGGUUGCUGCCGCUGAUGAUGAGGCACAUGAUGCUAGCCAAGAAGUUGAGUCUGAUGGGAAUGAUGUGGACACUGGAUCAUUUUGUUCAAAUAUAGAGAAAUCUAAAUUGAAGCUUGCGUCAAAUGCCCAUCCUGUGGAAGAUAAUGAUCAUUCAAACGAGUCGGCUGAAGCACAGCCGAAUCUGGUUUCUUCUGAAGAAAACAGGCUUUCAGAAUCUUCGCUUGAAAAUAAAAAUAUAGGAGCCCUGACAGAAAAGGAAGUGUCCAUUGAAGCUUUUGAAAAUAUAAAAAAUGAUAGCACUGAAGGUCACGAUGGUACUCAGGCUCAUUCAAGUGAUGAUGCUAAGAAAACCAAAUCCCCAUGUGUGAAUCAGACUGAGGUUGGUAUUGAGCAGUUGACUAGAGAUGGUUCUGGAAACAUCAAUUCCACUGACAUUCUACAUUCCAAGAAAGAAGUGAACCAAUUAGGCAUGCAAACCGAUGUGCAUUCGGCUGAGGAAAUCAAUCUAGGAACAUCAAGCUUACAUACUCCACAGCGAAGGCCUAGAAGUCUGACCCCUGAUGCUGAAUUUGAGGAUAAAAUUAAACGGCCAGCGAUUAUAUGUGAUUUUUUCGCUAGAGGUUGGUGCAUCAAGGGGAACUCGUGCAGGUUUCUUCAUCAGAAAGUUGGUGUUGAUAAUAAUAAUACCAUCCACUCAACCAAAGGAGAUAUGGCUGGUUCAACUGGGAAAGGAGAACUCGAAGAAAAUUCAGGUUUAAGACCAGAAGCCGAGAAAUCAACAUUAUCUACUUCUGUUGAGCCGUCAUAUGCUGAUGAUAAUUUGUCUUCAAAAUCAGAGUUCCUUUCAGAAAGGAUUUUAUCCAAGGAGCAUGGGGAAAGCCAACGGCAACAUCAGUUUCAUAGCAUGCGAAGGCUGUCUUCAUUUCAGGGGGAGGAAUUAUUUCCUGGUAACUAUAACAUGCGGACUUCUGCUGUGACUAUUCGAGAAGAUCUUUCGAAGUUUGAUAUUGCUCCUGGCAAAGGUUUUGGAAUUCCUUCCAUUCACGAGAAGCUUAGCCCUCAUUUUAACCCCAUGGAUGAUAGACGCCUAUACAGUGAAGAACUCGUUUCUGGAAAAUACCCACUUGCAGUGAAGAUGAUGCACCGUGAAAUACAGAAAGGAGAAUUUUCUAAUGAUGGUGAACCAUUUAGUACAAGAGGAUCUCCUUUUGCUAUUAGGAAUAACUUUGUUCCUGAAUCUAGACAUUUAUCAAGUGGCCCAUUGAUACCCUCAAGUAUCAUCUCACCUUCACGCCAUUCAUUCUCACACCAAGGGAUUUCAUCAACUCGUGGCUCUACUCCUUUGAAUGCGGAGCAUCUCAGUGCAGAAAAACUUCGAGAUAGUGAUAAAGGAUAUUCUGCUUCUAGGUCUGCCUCGCUUCCUCGAAGUUCCUCACCUUACUGCUCAGUGCCUGAACCAGAAAACAGGCCACUGCACAAUAAUCCAGCUAUGCCUAUAGAUUUCAAAACACAAUCCUAUUCUUAUGAUUGGGAGCCAUCUGUACGCUUUCGGUCAUCCUUUUAUUGUCCACCAGAAAGUAUGUCAUCCCCAGGAAGCCAAUAUGAUCCUCUUCGCGAUAGCAUUGAGCCUCCUAAUGGAGGAAACAGUCUCUUUCAGGCUUCUACCUUUAGCCAAGGCACAACCAUUGGAAAUACAUCACUCCAGCAGACAGAUACUGAUCUUGUUUCUGCUAUUUUGAGUCGACAUUCAGGAUAUAAUGCUGAGCAGUUCCCACAUUCUGUCAUUGGAUCACAUGACAACUCUUUGGGCAAGAAUAUUUACGGACAUGAAGUAGGUGAAAAUACAACUGAUGCAGGAUCUACAGGAACUUAUAUGGCUGAUAGGGAGAAAAGAAGCUCCGUGCCCCAAGAGGAGAAAACUUUGAGCCCUGGUCAUGUAGUUGAUGUUUCAAACCUCAAGGAGGUGGACCUUGAUGGUAGUUCUAAGCAUCAAACAGAUAGAGGUAGACACAACAAGGAUUCGAAGACCUUGAAACUCUUCCAUGCUGCUCUCGUGGAUUUUGUGAAAGAAUUGGUAAAACCAUCUUGGCGUGGAGGUCAAUUGAGUAAGGAUGUUCAUAAGAUGAUAGUAAAAAAAGCAGUCGAGAAGGUCCUCAGCACGUUACGGUCUCAUCAAAUUCCGACAACCACGGAAUCAAUUAAACAAUAUCUUUCCUCAUCCCGACCAAAACUUGCAAAGCUUGUAGAGGGUUACGUCGAAAAGUAUGGCAAUGCCAAAACUUGAGCUACCAAGGAUGCUGAAUGGCUUUAAAUUUGUACAGUUAUCUACAUGUGAUGGUGCCUAAACUUAAUCUGGGCUAUUUUAGAUGUCAACUAUUAUAGCUCAGUCCAAUAUUCCUCACAUGUCAUGUGUAGAUUUUCUCGUGAAUUUCACGAUUGAUGACUUGUUUUUGGUCCAUCCUGCGGGUACACUUUGAGGGAAAUCGUAAGUUUUCAUUCUUGUUGUUCAUGACAACAAGAUUGAUUUGUGCGGCACAAAAGGUUGCAAUUUUAGUGUAUGCAUGAGAGAAAGUUUCAAUUUAUGAAUUCAGAGAUGGAGUGGAGACGUGUAGAAAGACCAACAAGGAUUUACCUUCCAGAUUCCAAAAUCAGUUUCUUGAACUUGCAGGGUGUUUGAGGUACCAUUCCAUUCAAUCCAUUCAACAGAAGUUUUAGCGUGCCAUUUAGUCAAUGCAUUUUUGGAGUCAUCCAUGAACUGUGUAAUUUUUUAUAACAACUUUGGAUAUGUUUGCUAAAUUUCCUUGAUUACCAUCACACUCAAUGAUGAGGCAGCUAAUUAACUGAGUACUAAUUAGUAUUGAAGUA
Molecule: messenger RNA, 3656 nt
Organism: Magnolia sinica
Lineage: Eukaryota; Viridiplantae; Streptophyta; Magnoliopsida; Magnoliales; Magnoliaceae
Product: protein FRIGIDA-ESSENTIAL 1-like
Exons: 5
Coding region: 274-3075 (933 amino acids)
Molecular function (GO): metal ion binding
Source: RefSeq, a predicted model, not a curated record